AGUGUGGAGUACAUACCAAUACACAUAUUUCACUGUAAUUUUUUGCCCUAUUGACUAAAUUCUCCAAAGAAAACAGAGAAGCCAUUGUCUAUAUUUUUUAAUUUUAGGCAAAGGACUAAAAAUGGCGACGGAGGAGAAGUUAAAGAAGAGUGAAGAACAAACCCAACUCCUGGAAACGGUCUCCGCCACCAUCUCCGCCGUUUCCACGGCCAAAUAUGUCGAUGAUGUCAUUUUAGCUCUUCAUUCCGUCGCUGUCCUCAUUUUCCCUAUCGACACUUCCUCUCUUUCAGGAGUAAUCUCAGAGAAAUACAGGGAUCAGCUCAAUCAAGCAGAAACAACCUAUACGAGUGAGAGGAGGAAUCAAGUGUGGGAAGUCUUCUAUAAAGGAGUCUCUUUUCCUACAUUAUCAAGAUUUUUGAUCUAUGAUGUUGCUUCCAAUUGGCUACCUUGCUUCCCUUUGACUGCAAGGAAGCUGGUUUAUGAUAUAUUUUUCGUAGAGGGUCUCGUUCUUGAGAUCGUCCAAGCCUUGAUUCCUUCUCUAGGUCACAAUGUCAGUGUAGUAAGAUCAAAUGCUGAAAGAUUAGUUGAACUCUGCUUGUUAGAAAAUGAAGGCGUUCUUCAGCUGGCUAGGGAACUUGGUGCUUACCAUGAAUCUAAAGACAGCUCUAAUUCUUUAGUCAAGUUGACAGUGUCUAGAGUGGCACAGCUUGUUGCGUCUGUCCCUGACAAAGCACGACUAGGAGCUCCUAAAUCUCUUUCAUCUCAUUUAUUUUUCAAGAGCGUUACUAUUCAGCUUCUGGAUGGAGCAGAAGAAAAAAGCUGGGAGUUAUAUGAUAAAGAAGUUUUAUUUCAUGGCACUGAUGUGGAUGGUACCUUCCAGUUUGUUGCAGAAAUGUUUGCUCGCAUUUGUCGGCGUGGAUCAACUGAAUUGCUAGUAAAUGAGGUGAUCCUCCGAAUCCGCAGACGUAUACAAAGGUUUUUAUUGUCCCAUAAGGAUACAAUCACCGAGAACAGUUUCAAGUCAAACUCUGAUUUCCAGUUCUGGUUCUUGAUGAUAGAAAUCCUUAGAGAUGCCUAUGUUGUGGAGAAAAUGAUUGAGAAAAUCCUGCAUCAGCUGGCAGCUGAAUGUGAACAUGACACCGAAGCAUAUUGGAUACUGUGGAUAUUGUUCCAUCGGGCAUUCCAACAUCAAAUAACAAUCAGGGCCAUGUUUGUUGAGAACUUUUUAUUAUCAAAAGUAUUUCCUUUUCGUUGCUUGAGAUGGAUACUCCAGUUUGCUAUAUUUGGUUGCCCUUUUGAUGAUCGCAAGUUGAAAAAAGGUGAUAACAAUCAUGUCCUGUUAGAAGCUGCCCAACGCGUCGUACAAAUGUGGUCCAGACGAGAAUUUGUGCAAUCAGCUCCUUUGGAGCAACAAGUAUAUGUAACAGCUGUAGCAGGUCUUUUGCUGGAGAAUAUGUCAAGGGAAGAUCUAGACUCAACCAAGGAUGUAAUGCGCUCAAUUCUCGAAGGAGUUAGCUGUAGACUGGAGAGCCCUGAUGAAUUAGUCAGAAGAAUGGCUAGCAAUAUCGCACUUGUAUUUUCUAAGGUCGUUGAUCCGAAAAAUCCUCUUUACCUUGAUGAUAGCUGCAAAGAAGGAAAUGUAGACUGGGAGUUUGGAUCGGCCUCCUCAAACAGUGCUUUGAAUAGUAAAGAUAGAACCUCUGAUAACCUGAAAAAUACAAAAACAAUUGACAAAGGUGUUCAUAUGAAAGAACAAAACCAUGGAGACACACAUGAAAGAGAAAGCAAGUCGAAUCCUGGAAAAAAGAAACCAUUUGGGCAUAAGUUGGUUGAUCCUGAUGAAAUUGUUGAUCCAGCAUCGUUAAACGAUGAGCUUCUCUCUGGUGAAGAGGUGGAUGAUAACGCAAGUGAAGAUUCUGAAGCCUCAAGUGACUCAUCAUUACAGCCUUAUGACAUGACAGAUGAUGACACUGAUCUUAAAAAGAGGAUAUCUCAGUUGGUGGACGUCGUUGGUGCUCUUCGAAAACCUGAUGAUGCUGAUGGAGUGGAAAGUGCACUUGAUGUUGCUGAAAAGCUUGUUCGAGCAUCACCAGAUGAACUGCGGCAUAUAGCCAGUGAUCUAGUAAGAACACUUGUACAAGUUCGUUGCGCUGAUACAGUAUUAGAAGAAGAAGAAGAAUCAGCUGAAGAAAAAAGGCAGAAGGCACUGGUUGCAUUGCUUGUGAUGUGCCCCUUUGAAUCUUUAAAUGCAAUAAACAAACUUUUAUUUUCUCCUCAUUUGGAUGUGAGCCAACGCAUCAUGAUACUCGAUGUAAUGACAGAUGCAGCGGAGGAACUUGCCAAUGCUAAAACCAUUGUUCGAAAAAAUCAGCCAAAAUCUUUGAUAUCAUCCGCAUCCGAACCUCAACCCUGGUUCUUGCCAAGUAGCAAACGGCCACCUGGAGCUGGAUCCUGGAAAGAGAUUCCAGAUACACUUCCUUUCUCUGCAUUGAAUUUGACCAACCGGUUUGAGAGAGAACUUCCUUCAAAACCCGGUGUAAUCAAAGGAAAAACACGUCGAUGGGGUCAUAAACCCAUAAAUUUGCAGGCUAAUGAGAUUAACUGGUCUCAGAACAAGUUUCCCCUUUAUGCAGCAGCAUUUAUGCUUCCUGCUAUGCAAGGGUUUGAUAAGAAAAGCCAUGGUGUUGACUUGCUUGGAAGGGAUUUCCUCGUUUUGGGGAAACUUAUUUAUAUGCUUGGUGUUUGUAUCAGAUGCACUGCUCUGCAUCCAGAAGCAUCUGCUUUGGCUCCUUCACUUUUAGACAUGAUAAGCUCAAGGGAGAUAUGCCACCACAAGGAAGCAUUUGUUAGAAGAUCAGUCCUCUUUGCUGUAUCAUGCUCUUUGAAGGCACUUCAUCCCUCAUUUAUAGCAUCUGCCAUAAUGGAAGGGAACGAGGAGGUUUCCAGAGGACUUGAAUGGGUUCGGACAUGGGCACUUCGGAUAGCAGAAUCAGACACCGAUACAGAAUGUUGUGCGAUGGCCAUGGCAUGUCUUCAACUGCAUGCAGAGAUGUCUCUCCAAGCUUCCCGAGCUUUCAACACUGCUGAAAGUAGUUUGCAGAAGAAAAGCAUCGGACUUCCGUCUAAUAUGUCAAAGGGGGUUAUCAGGAUUCCUGGAUCCAACAGUUUUCUUGGCUAAUUGGAUUUUGAUUUUGAUAAGGUUGUGAUGUAUAGGGAUUGUUUCAAUCCAUACCUGGAUUUGAAUGUAAAAAGUUAUCUCAUAGGUAGCUACUAAAGUGUCACAACAGAAGUAUAUUGAUGUCCACAACGAUUAAUAUAUGAAGCAAUAUGCAGUCUUGUUUUAGACUAGGCCAAAAUUAUGUAGGAAAUAGUGUGUGGGAAGAAAUGAUUUUGGCACACAAUUGUGAGAUACGGUUUUCCGUGCUCUACUCAUAAGGUGGUGUGUUAAUAUCA
This is a messenger RNA of Spinacia oleracea (spinach), 3453 nucleotides long. RefSeq lists its product as uncharacterized. Gene Ontology annotation, cellular component: cytosol. NCBI's taxonomy places the organism in Eukaryota, Viridiplantae, Streptophyta, Magnoliopsida, Caryophyllales, Amaranthaceae. The record is from RefSeq and is a predicted model, not a curated record. Gene Ontology annotation, biological process: 'de novo' cotranslational protein folding. The transcript has 14 exons. Gene Ontology annotation, molecular function: telomeric repeat DNA binding; Hsp90 protein binding. The coding region runs from base 122 to 3178 and encodes 1018 amino acids.